UUUUAUCACACGUGCUGCGGAGUAAGAGGCAGAGUAGCUGCGAUUCUUCCAUUAACGUCAACUCUGCGUUGAGAAUUAUUUUGCAGCUGCAGAUCGGGACAUCGAUCCAUCGCUCUCUAUUUCUCUGUUGUUAGAGAGAAAGGGGAGCUCGAUCCGAGGGGAAUAGGGAUCGACCUGGAUUCGAAGGGAUGGGCUGUUCGUUCUCGGGAUUGAACGCGUUAUACGAUGCCGUAAAUGGAGGAGGCGAUGUUUGGAUUAACGAGAAUCGGUUUAGGAUCGUGAGGCAGCUUGGGGAAGGUGGAUUCGCCUAUGUGUUCUUAGUCAAGGAGGUUGUUUCCGAUCCCAGUAAUAAUGCUGGUAUUUCUUCGAAAAUCAAGGAUUCUUCUCACGUCUCAGCUGAUGGAACUUAUGCAAUGAAGAAAGUUCUUAUACAAAACACGGAACAGUUAGAUUUGGUGAGGGAGGAAAUUCGUGUUUCGUCUCAGUUUAGCCAUCCCAAUUUGCUUCCACUUCUUGAUCAUGCAAUCAUUGCCGUGAAGGGUACACAAGAUCAGUCCUGGAAGCAUGAGGCGUAUCUGUUGUUUCCCGUUCAUUUGGACGGUACACUGUUAGAUAAUGCGCAGGCUAUGAAAACCAAGAAAGAGUUCUUUUCUACAUCCGAUGUACUUCAAAUAUUUCAUCAGCUUUGUGCAGGUCUGAAACAUAUGCACAGUUUUGAUCCUCCGUAUGCUCAUAACGAUGUCAAACCUGGCAAUGUCCUUGUGACAUUCAGGAAGGGACAGCCGCCGUUGGCAAUAUUGAUGGACUUUGGGAGUGCUCGUCCUGCAAGAAGGCAAAUUCGAUCCCGUUCAGAAGCAUUACAGCUACAGGAAUGGGCUUCUGAGCACUGUUCUGCUCCUUACCGAGCUCCUGAGUUAUGGGAUUGUCCGAGCCAUGCUGAUAUAGACGAGAGAUCAGAUAUCUGGUCUUUAGGCUGCACUCUCUUUGCAAUCAUGUACGGCGCAUCUCCAUUCGAGUAUGCACUUGGGGAAUCCGGCGGGAGCUUGCAGUUAGCCAUAAUUAAUGCCCAAAUAAAGUGGCCAACAGGCCCGAAACCUCCCUACCCGGACGCACUCCACCAGUUUGUAACAUGGAUGCUGCAGCCUCAACCCACGGUUCGUCCCUACAUCGACGACAUCAUAAUCCACGUCGAAAAACUCAUCUCAAAAUACUCCAACUGAAGGUACUAUGCUGAUCAACAGAUCUUAUAACUAUGUGGAUAAAUUUGUUUGUCCUGUACUUACUGUUUUGCACAAUACUGAUUUUAGAGUUGCUCUGUUUUUUAUUUAUUGUAUGUCUUAUCUAUUUGUGUGUGCGUGUAGUUUAUAAAUACACAGGUUAGUUUUUGGACUAUAUUUGGGAUUUGUUUUGUAGCCAUGUUUAAGUUCAUUCAGAGAGAGGCAUUUUGGACUUAA
Andrographis paniculata is the source of this 1454-nucleotide messenger RNA. RefSeq lists its product as uncharacterized. The transcript is spliced from 6 exons. Gene Ontology annotation, biological process: protein phosphorylation. Gene Ontology annotation, cellular component: cytoplasm. The record is from RefSeq and is a predicted model, not a curated record. Gene Ontology annotation, molecular function: protein serine/threonine kinase activity; ATP binding. NCBI's taxonomy places the organism in Eukaryota, Viridiplantae, Streptophyta, Magnoliopsida, Lamiales, Acanthaceae. The coding region runs from base 189 to 1220 and encodes 343 amino acids.